Messenger RNA from Teleopsis dalmanni, 4255 nucleotides. RefSeq names its product protein phosphatase Slingshot (gene ssh). The transcript has 9 exons. Gene Ontology annotation, cellular component: cytoplasm. The coding region runs from base 76 to 4233 and encodes 1385 amino acids. Gene Ontology annotation, biological process: protein dephosphorylation; actin cytoskeleton organization; negative regulation of actin filament polymerization. The record is from RefSeq and is a predicted model, not a curated record. Gene Ontology annotation, molecular function: protein tyrosine/serine/threonine phosphatase activity; actin binding. NCBI's taxonomy places the organism in Eukaryota, Metazoa, Arthropoda, Insecta, Diptera, Diopsidae.
UUAAACACAUAAUAAAUAGUAAUUGUGACGGAAAAAAAUGAAUUUGUGAAAUAUUUUUUAAGUAUUUGAAAGAAAAUGGCAUUAGUGACGGUCCAGCGAUCGCCCAUAGCUGGGUCGCCGCGGUCCAAUUCGGAUGGUGAAGCGGAUGACGAAGACGGUAACAGAAAUGAAAAAAGUGAAUGCUUUUUUGCUGGCAAAGGGACUGCACUUGUUUUAGCACUGAAAGAUAUUCCACAACAUUCAGAACGUAGGUUAAGUACAGAUUCAACACGAUCCACGAAUAGUACGCAAAGUAACAACUCUGACAUACAACAACAUUUGCAAUCCAUGUUUAAUUUAUUGAAACAUGAAGAAACAUUAAAAAUGGCAGUUAAAUUGGAAUCACAUAGACCGAAUCGCACAAGAUAUCUCGUUAUAGCAUCUCGUUGUUGUUUUCGUUCCACUACCACCGAUCGUAAACAUAAAGUAACUCGCAACAAUUCAACAAAAUCAGCAGCAACAUUAACAAGUAACGCCAAUACACGCCAAAAUAAUGAUCUUAAUUGCAAUAAAACUCAACAACAAUUGCAACAGUCACAAACUGAUGCUAGUGAUAAUCUAGAAGCGUAUGAUAAACGUCUAUCUGGAUUAUCAACCUAUUUAACAAAUCGUCAAAGUGUAAAAUGUGAUGACAAAUAUACUGCCGGUGGUGAUAACAAAUGUGCUGAUGGUAUCGAAGAAUCAUGUUUACUGGGCAUUGAUUGCAAUGAACGUACAACACUCGGUUUAGUUGUACCAAUACUCGCUGACACAACUAUACACUUAGAUGGUGAUGGCGGUUUCAGUGUUUCUGUUUAUGGAAAAACUCAUAUCUUUAAACCAGUAUCUGUACAAGCAAUGUGGUCAGCAUUGCAGACCUUACAUAAAGUAUCUCAUAAGGCUCGUGAGAAUAAUUUUUAUCCUGGUGGUCCUUCGCACGAUUGGUUAUCGUAUUAUGAGCAACGUGUUGAGUCCGAUCAGUCUUGCCUAAAUGAGUGGAACGCUAUGGAUUCAUUAGAAAGUCGUCGUCCUCCGUCGCCAGAUGCCAUAAGAAAUAAACCAACGGCAAAGGAGGAAACUGAGAGUGUGAUUAAAAUGAAAUUAAAAGAAAUAAUGAUGUCGGUAGAUUUGGAUGAAGUUACAUCAAAAUACAUACGUGGGCGUUUAGAAGAACAUCUUGACAUGGAUCUUGGAGAGUAUAAAUCGUUUAUUGAUACAGAAAUGCUCUUAAUACUCGGUCAAAUGGAUGCACCAACAGAAAUAUUUGAUCACGUAUAUUUGGGUUCUGAAUGGAAUGCUAGCAAUCUGGAGGAGUUACAAAAAAAUGGUGUACGACAUAUUUUGAAUGUAACACGCGAAAUUGAUAACUUUUUUCCUGGCAUAUUUGAUUAUUUUAAUGUCCGCGUUUAUGAUGAUGAAAAAACAAAUUUAUUAAAACAUUGGGAUAAUACCUACCGUUAUAUAUCACGUGCCAAAUCGGAAGGUUCCAAAGUGUUGGUUCAUUGUAAGAUGGGUGUGAGUCGUUCUGCUUCUGUGGUUAUUGCUUACGCCAUGAAAGCGUAUAAUUGGGAGUUUGAACAUGCUUUACAACAUGUUAAAGAACGUCGUAGUUGUAUAAAACCAAACAAGAAUUUUUUAAAUCAAUUAGAGACGUACCGUGGUAUGUUGGACGCCAUGAAAAACAAAGAAAAAUUGCAACGCAGCAAAAGUGAAACAAAUCUAAAAAGCACAAAAGAUGCACGUUUACUCCCUGGUAGUGAACCUACACCGUUAAUACAAGCUCUUAAUCAAUCGAAGUCAAAGUCAGCUGGGCAUGGUGUUAGUGUUGAGGUUGGUGAUUGUGAAACUACCGAGGCCAACGAAGUAAAUUUGAAUUGCGAAAGGAUAGCUUAUGUUAAAACCCGCCUGCUUUUACGUCGUUCAAAUAGCAUAUCGCCAAAAAGUAGCAUACAAAGUCAUAAUGUUAUAGUUAUGAAACAGCAAAGUCAGUCGCUAGAAAACUUAACCCCAGAACGUAGCAUUGCGGAUGAGCCGAAAAAUGUGCGUUUUCCGGGAAGCAAUGGUGAAAACUAUAGCGUUACACAAAAUCAAGUAUUACAUAUACAAAAGAAAUCGGUAACUAUACCUACUAGUGGAGAUACAGCACUACCACCAAAUUCAGUUCGUACCAUUGUUCAUGAUUUAGAAGCAGUUAAGGAUAGACGUAAAACUGUAGACGAUCGCAAAGUAUUAAAUUUGCAAUUUGGACGCUCCGUUUCGCAUGACGCCGCAACGCGAACGGAAGAGAAUUUAAGUAAUAACACAGCGCAAGAAUCUGCACACACAAAUAUUACAAAAAGUCCUGUGUGGACAUCAUCCGCUAAGCUUAUAACACAAACGUCGAAUUUAAAAUUACAGCAAUGCGAUAAAGAAACGGAAAACAUUCAUCCUGCAUUACGUAAAAACAGUCAUGUCAGGAGAAACUCUUCGAGUAGUAAUAAUGAUCCUAGCGCUGAUAUGUUUUCCUCUCAAUUGGAUAAUGUGUUUGCAAAUGAAGAAGAGAAGCGACAUAGACGGAAAACCCAAUCCUGGGCUGCUACAAGUGGUUCAAGCGGUGGCAUAAUCCUGGAAAGUAAUACAUUAAUUAAUAGUGGUAUAGGUAUUAAAGCUAAAGGCUCCAACAGCAGUAUUGAUUCAGCCUCCUCGAGUACUACCUCUACAAUAUAUGAAGGCGUUGUUCGCACACGACCACGUCAACGUGAAUUACCAUCGCGACAUGCAUCUUGGGGUUCGGGUGAUAAUCGCUGUGGCGUGCCCAUCCGCAACAGUUCCUGGGGUCCGUAUGAUACUAAUCGCAAUACCUUCCAAUAUGGUGGCACAGCGAAUUCUGCCAUAUUCGAGGGACAAAUACAUGAACUGAACAUGAGUAAUAAGACUGUCAACUACAAGGCUACGAAUGAACGCCAACAAAACCAACACAGCCACAUAGGCACCGUAAAACGGACAAAACAAAAACUAGAGGAAUGCACCGUGCAAAAAAAACUUUGCCAAGAAAAUGGAGAAAGUGAAAGUGAUAGAGUAAGUGAAGAAGCCUUGUCAAGUCCUGUAAAUACUACCUCAGUUAUAAGUUCGCAAAAGAAAGGCUCGAAUUUAUAUCGCAGCGCCUCAGCAGCUGGUGGUACAGCAAGAACACGUUUUCCACACCGAUGUAAUAGCGAAGAAAUAGUGCCGACUGUAACAGCAGUAGUAUUGACGCAAGCUACAACACGCCGUAGCGAUGGUAACAAGCCAAUACAAAGUGAAUUGUUUUCUGCUUCAGCCCCCGAGUCAUAUACAAUGUCAGAUAUUGAAAAUAAAAAUCUGUUACCGCAGGAAAAUGUUGAAGACUCUUCUGAAGUGUUACUACGCACAAAUAAUUUACAACAAAUUGGUGCAACAGCAGAGGAUCAACGUAUAUCAGGCAAUGUGCAAAUACUCAAAAAAAGUUUUGAAGCUAAAGCGGGCGGUACUGCAACAACUGCAGCAACUCAAGCAAAUCUUACGGCCAGCUCAAAAAAAGGCCAUCAAUCACUGCCCUCAUCACCAGUAGCUCAACACGUAGACCAUAGCGGUAAUAUAAGAACAACAGUAACAAUUUCCGUUGCAACAACAACUACGACAACAGCCAUAAGUAAUGUAGAAGAGACAACAACAGCGGUUCCUACAAAAAAUACAUCAUCCAAUUCCUCAAAUUCGUCAUCAUCAUCUAGUGUAAGUGACACAAAUGAACGCAAUGUAAAAGGCUUGGUACAUAAAUAUCAAACGACUACUCCUAGCACAGCAGCUUCCAGCGCAUCAAAUACACCAGCAAUAACAACAGUAGUAGUAAAUACAUUUAGUAGCACAAAACCACGUCCACGAUCCUAUUAUGAAAAUCCUCAUUCCCACAGAUCGAUAAUGGGUAAACCACACGAUUACAGCGACAGUAGACCACCGCCAGCACCUGCCAAAUCAACAGGUUCAACAGCCACUAGCCAUAUCAUGACAGAAAGCAUUUUAGCACAACAACAUCAACAACAGCAGCGACGACUGCAACAUGGCAAAACACAUCCACUCGCUAGGCUAAGUUUACCAAAGCAAAGCUUUAAUGCAGCCGCUUAUAAUACGAUCCUUUUCCGCAUGAUACGCAAGGUUACAUAUUCAUUCAACAACAACAACAACACUUCCUCCACAAAUAACAACAAUAACACAAAAUAAUAUAUAUUUUUAAGAUAGAUAA